Molecule: messenger RNA, 474 nt
Organism: Rhagoletis zephyria (snowberry fruit fly)
Lineage: Eukaryota; Metazoa; Arthropoda; Insecta; Diptera; Tephritidae
Product: cystinosin homolog
Biological process (GO): L-cystine transport
Cellular component (GO): lysosomal membrane
Molecular function (GO): L-cystine transmembrane transporter activity
Source: RefSeq, a predicted model, not a curated record
AAAGCCAAUGUUAUUCGCAUUAUUUUUGUAAUCCAUAAUAAUUUCUGAAUUUGUAAUAGUACAUAGUAUACUAUUAUUACAGCGCGGCAAUCAAAGAGUCUCAACACUUGCUUCCGGUAUUUUGGGUUUGUUCUUCAUAUUUGUAUUAGUAACCAUGAUUCUCUCUGUACUUAAUAUCCUUCAUUGGCUGGAUUUUCUCUACUACUGUAGCUAUAUUAAAUUAAUAAUAACAAUGGUUAAAUAUAUACCACAGGCACUGAUGAACUAUCGACGCAAAAGUACUGCCGGUUGGAGUAUUGGAACUGUACUAAUGGACUUUGCUGGCGGCGCUUUUAGCAUGCUGCAGAUGAUCUUAAAUGCCUACAAUUAUGAUGAUUGGAUUUCAAUUUUUGGUGAUCCGACUAAAUUCGGUUUGGGCCUACUGUCCGUUAUUUUCGAUAUGUUAUUUAUUCUGCAGCAUUAUGUAUUUUACAG